Menidia menidia (Atlantic silverside) is the source of this 1563-nucleotide messenger RNA. The record is from the annotation of a GenBank genome assembly. NCBI's taxonomy places the organism in Eukaryota, Metazoa, Chordata, Actinopteri, Atheriniformes, Atherinopsidae.
CCCGGAUUUUAUAAGGGUGUGGCAGGCUCACAGGUAACCCUGUCCAGCCUAGUCAACCAGUCUCGUGCCAUGCUAGAGGAACAGGCACGUCACCUGCUGACAGAGGUGGAGCGUCAGACCAUGGGCUACUACAUAGAGGAGUAUCGGGAAGGACACAUCGGGGUGGAGCAGCUGGUCAUGGCACUGUUUGAGCUCCUAAACACACAUGCAAAGUUCUCUCUACUGUCAGAGGUACGAGGCCUGGUAACCCCACAGGACCUGGAACGCUUUGAUGGGCUGGUGCUUCGACGAGAAAUUCAGGCUCUAAAGGCCCGACAAGGAACAGCUGGAGCCACAGCCAUGCAUCAAGACUCCAUGUCUAUGGUGUCAUACCCGGACACACUGACAUCAUCUUCAGCCAGCUUCAUGACCAACACGACCCUCAGCUCUGCACGGAACGACAGUGUGGCAGAGACCAAUGAGGAGGAUCAUCCGGAGAGCCUGAGUACGUUGCUGACUGACAUCUCUCUGGAUGAUGUUCAGUCCACCACAACUGAGUCUCCCCCUUCCUUCAAGCCUCCUCCCCCUCCGGGGGCGCAGAGGCAUCCAGGUAGAAGAGAUCUUCUCAACAAGUGCCCCUCAUCUGAAUCCUCGAACUCAGGCUUGUACUUCACAGCUCCAACCUCUCACAGCAAAGAGCCAAGCCACAGCCCUGCCUCACCCUCACUACAACACAAACGGGAUCACCCGAGAGACCUGUAUCGGGACUAUGCUGUCAUCAAAAAGAGAGAGCCCUCUGGACCGCCUAAGAAAGAAAAAAUAACAUCUGCUCAGUUGGCCACAGUCACUAAGCAUAACAUCGGCCCUUUCCCAAGGGUACAGUCCCCCAGCAGAGGCACAAAACCUGCUGCCCCAUCCCCUUCACCGCCACCACCACCACCACUCCCAGCUCCUCCCGCACCCCUCUCUGUGCCCAUUAAAUCAGUGCCCAUCUCCAAAGCCUCCCAGGCCUCCUCUCCAACAUCCAAACAGCAAUUUGUUACAGUAGAGGUGCACAGACCCAAUGCAGAGCCCGACGUCAAUGAAGUGCGGCCGUUACCCCAAGCUCGAGGUGGUGCCCUGUCUCAGCUGUCAGAUAGCGGACAAACCCUCAGCGAGGACAGUGGUGUGGACAUAGCUGAAUCAGGACACAUCAGCAAAGACAGUAGCCCGCAUUCCUCACGCACACGCCUCCCACGAGACAGCCAGGGAGGUGGAGGGGACAAACCCUCCAAACCGCCAGGGCUGUUGGAGCCCACCUCCACACUAGUGAGGGUGCCAAAGAGUGCCAGCACUCUCGGCAUUGCCAUUGAGGGCGGAGCCAACACUCGCCAGCCGUUGCCACGAAUUGUCACAAUACAGAGAGGUGGUUCAGCUCAUAACUGUGGCCAGCUGAAGGUGGGCCAGGUCAUCCUGGAAGUGAACGGGGUUUCGCUGAGAGGCCGUGAGCACAGGGACGCCGCACGCCUCAUUGCCGAGGCCUUCAAGACCAAAGAGAGAGACUACGUUGACUUCCUGGUGACUGAGUUUAAUGUGGCUCUAUAG